This is a messenger RNA of Lagopus muta (rock ptarmigan), 3824 nucleotides long. RefSeq names its product chromosome 3 C6orf62 homolog (gene C3H6orf62). The transcript is spliced from 5 exons. Lineage: Eukaryota; Metazoa; Chordata; Aves; Galliformes; Phasianidae. The coding region runs from base 1861 to 2550 and encodes 229 amino acids. The record is from RefSeq and is a predicted model, not a curated record.
CCUCUAUGCCCGCCGCCCUCCUUGGGAGCCGCUAGCGCAGCGACCCGCCGCCGUCUCCUCCUCCUUCCGUUGCUGCCGCCGCCGUCGUCUCUUCCUCCUUCUCCUCUUCCUCUCUCCGCCACCAUUUCCCCACUCCCCGGCACCGGGGCGCUGAGCUAGACUAUGGGGACCAGGCUGGGGCUGAGCAGCGGCAGAGCGGGCGGCCCGGUCACCGUGUCCACUGCGGCGGGGAUGGGGGGGCUCGGCGGCUUGGUGGCUUUAUCUUGACAUGGCUCCUCUCCGUGCUGCUAGCAGCGCCGCCUCCUCUGCCCCUCCUGCGCCCGCCGGUUGCGGGUAGCGAGCGAGCCACGGCCCUGGUCUCUUGUCCGAGUCUCUCAGCCUCUUGCUUCAGUUAGGGGGAAAUUGGGGGAGGAGUUCCUUUUUUUUCUGUUUUUUUUUUUUUUCUUUGUAAGGAGAGGAGGGGGGAAUUUUUUUCCCCUGUCUUUAACCUGGUCCGACGAAUUUGCUAACCUCCAACCUUUAAAUCCCUGCUAAUCUAAUCAAACACCUCAGGGGGCAAAAUGUCCGGAGAGAGAAGGAAAAUAACCUGAUAAUUGGGGAUUUGCUUUUUGGGGGGGAAGGGUGUUUGGGAGGUUUAAAAUCACAACCUAGGCUUGUGAUUAAAAAAAAAAAAAAAACCUCGCCAAAAAAAAAAAAAUUGCCACUGAAAUCUGCUUGGCAAGGAAAGCGGAAGCAAAACUCUCCAUGUUUUCCAAGUCGUGACCAUGAAGUGAGAGGAGGAAGCGUCGCGCUACUGUGGGUGUGCCAGGUCCCGGGCACGGGCCGCCCGCUACAGCCUCUGCCGCCUUGCAUAGGGAGGCUCAAGGAGAAGCAGGGAGCAUUGGUCAUGCACAGCCUCGGCUAGCCGAGUGCUCUGCUGGCGCAGCAGCAGCAGAGAGAGAAGGAUCCCCCGGGAUCUGCAGCCCAGGGAGCCUGUGGGGCAUCGGGGGAUGUAGGGCUCUCCUGCUGGGAAGGAGUCAGGGUUUGGGGUGUCCGUUUGGGUGUUAGUCUCUAGGUGAGAUAAUACUGUCUCAACCCCUGCCCGCUUCUCAUCGGUGGCUGUCAUGCUCUGUCUUCCCUUUGGCAGCAGAAGCCUCAGGGCAGUGACGUGCCCGAUGAUGAGCAGGAUGAAGUUAGAAAUGACUCUGCUGUUUUUUCUCUUUGCUUCCCUUCAAACCAGCACUGUGUUGUCUGUAGUUGAUUUUGUUCUUGUUGGCAGAGAAAUGUCAUACCUCCCAGGAUGCGCACUCCUCCUUUGCACCCUUUUCUCUGCCGUCCACCAAGUGUAAUCGUUGCGAAGGGUAAAAAGCAGCACAGCAAUAGUGGGAAUCUGAGAAUAAUAAUCAGUAGAGUCAUGAAUCUGGCUGGGGUGAAACACAGUUUGUAAUACCAGCUUCAUUUUUUUGUAAGCAGAGCAAAAAUAACCCCCCCAUGGAUUGGGUUUGUGCCAGUUGCUUUUUAUUGUACACAUAAAUUGUGAUAAGAUUUGUUUUUUCAUUCUCGCCCACUUAUUCCUGCAGCCAAACUGUUAAAUUUUUUUUUGUUGUUGUUAAAAAUUCUUAGUUUUUUUCUUGGUUUAUGGUCAAACCUCUUGUCCAGCCAUGGCUGGGCAACUGCUUAUUUUGUUUCUUGACCCUUCCAAUAUGACAUUCCCAUAAAAUACUGCCUGAGGUGCGGUUUUGGGUUGCACUUGUGUUUUUAUCUAUUCAGUCAUAUUAGCAGGAAUAAAAUGACUUGUUUCUGUUGUACUUGAGUCUUAUGAAAAAGUGCCCAUAGUUUAGCGACAGUUUCCAAAGGCUUUAGUACCACCUAUAUAACAAAAUGGGGGACCCAAACUCCCGGAAGAAACAAGCUCUGAACAGACUUCGUGCUCAGCUUAGAAAGAAAAAAGAAUCUUUAGCUGACCAGUUUGACUUCAAGAUGUACAUUGCCUUUGUGUUCAAGGACAAGAAGAAAAAGUCAGCGCUUUUUGAAGUGUCUGAAGUGAUACCAGUCAUGACCAAUAAUUAUGAAGAAAAUAUUCUGAGAGGUGUGCGGGAUUCCAGCUAUUCUUUGGAAAGUUCCUUAGAGCUUCUGCAGAAGGAUGUAGUACAGCUUCAUGCACCCCGCUACCAGUCUAUGCGCAGGGAUGUGAUCGGCUGUACCCAGGAGAUGGACUUCAUUCUUUGGCCUCGUAAUGACAUUGAGAAGAUAGUCUGUCUCCUGUUUUCUCGGUGGAAGGGAGCUGAUGAACCCUUUAGGCCUGUUCAGGCCAAGUUUGAGUUUCAUCAUGGUGACUACGAAAAACAGUUUCUGCAUGUUCUGAGCCGAAAGGACAAGACUGGAAUUGUUGUCAACAACCCUACCCAGUCAGUGUUUCUCUUCAUUGACAGACAGCACUUGCAGACUCCAAAAAACAAAGCUACGAUCUUCAAGUUAUGCAGCAUCUGCCUGUACCUGCCACAGGAGCAGCUCACUCACUGGACGGUUGGUACCAUAGAGGAUCACCUCCGUCCUUACAUGCCAGAGUAAGGUACUGGCCAGCAAAAUGGGGAAGAUCACAGAAUGCAGCAGUGAAUUUUCACUUUCCUCACCACUUUAUUCUUUCAGGAUUUAGAAGAAAACGGACUCAUGUUCAGAACACUAUGCAUUGUGAAACUUGAUCAUCCUGGAUUUUUUUUUUGUCAUUUGUAUCUCAGAACUUUAAAAUUUUUUUAGUUGUUUUCUGCAUGGACCUUGUGAAAGAGAGGAUGCUUUGCAUACUUCUGCACUGCAUCAGCAUCUUACUAAAAUGUGAAACGAAGGGACUGUACACUGAAAUGUAUCUGAAAGCACAAGGUGAUCAUUUGUGGUGGUGUUCCCAUUUGUGCUGGUCAUGUCCCCUAACAUCUGUGUUAACCAUCAGUGUUUGGAGGGUGAGAAGUGAAUGUAAAGGGUUUAAAAGCCUUACAGCUUAGCUGUUAAUGAUUGUAUCAAAGAGCACUAUCAGAUUCAUGUUAAUGAACAGAAAAGUGGCUAUUACAAUAGGAGGUAAACGUGGGAAAGAUUUUUCUCUUCUUUUAAAGCAAGGAAAAAAAGCAUCUCAUUUAAUGUGUAGGCAUCUCUUGCCUUUUUUUUUUCUUUUGCUGGGCCAUGUAUGAGUUUACUGGCACUUUCAUUUUGGAUCUCUUUCCCCAAGUUGCUGUAUAACUGUAUGAAAGUAUUCUUUUGAGUUGGAUGCAUUUAUACAGAUGAGGCAGACCUGGAGUCUGAAGUCGCUAAAGCAGCUAAAAAUAAAAUAAAAUAAUAGCUGCAGAAACAAUGUUGGUAGAGGAUUAUUUUUUCUUGAGAGUUGAGACUUGUAGACUUGCUGGUGAACUGUGCAGGAAAUACUGGUUUCUAAAACAUUUCUUAUGGAAAACCUGUUGAGGUUUUUUCUUUUGGAAUAGACGUUAUAAAACAAUGUAAGAUAGUGUUUGGAGUGUCAAAAGUUGGUUCUGACAGAACAUUAAGAUUGUGCAAUGAUAAAAGAAAGACUACUGUAUAGUUUCGAUGACAAAGAAGGUUUUGAUUAAGGGUUGAGUACUUUACUGGAGUAAAACUGUAUAAGCCUGCUCCCUUUGGAUAAAGCUAGUGCUUACCUGUUUAAAACUUGUAUUUAGCUUUUGUUUGAAAUUGGAAAAAAAAAUUGGAACUUAAAUAAAUUAGGUGAAAGACAACUGUGUUAAUUCAUGGAAAUCCUGUGAGCUUUACCAGUGUCUUACCUUUUGACAGUGUCACAUUUGCAAGCACUAAAAAAAAAAAAAAAAAAAUAUAAACUGUAAAAC